Prosopis cineraria is the source of this 2180-nucleotide messenger RNA. Its product is annotated as zinc finger CCCH domain-containing protein 18-like. The record is from RefSeq and is a predicted model, not a curated record. The coding region runs from base 63 to 1556 and encodes 497 amino acids. The transcript has 4 exons. Lineage: Eukaryota; Viridiplantae; Streptophyta; Magnoliopsida; Fabales; Fabaceae. Gene Ontology annotation, molecular function: nucleic acid binding; metal ion binding.
ACUAGGAUUCGAUUUUCAGUUUUUCACCCUCGAGUCGGGAAGGAAGUGCUUCGGUGGGGACAAUGGCUAGCGAGGAGGAGAGACAUCUAGAGACUCAACUGGAGCUUCAAUUGCAGGAACAGAGGGAUUCACUUUCUGCUCUCAAUGAUGCUCUGGUCUCUGACCCAGCCAAUCCUGAGCUCCUCGCGGUUCAUGAGGAGCUUGUUCAGGCAAUCAAGGAUGCAGAGGAAGGGCUUCUUCACUUAAAGCGUACUCGAUUAUUGCAUGAAGCAGAUUCAGUGCUGAGUAGAUCUAAUCUUUCCACUCCAACAGAGAAAGUUGAGCCAUUCGAACCCACUGAUGUUGAACCAGACCCUCUUGAGGAACAACAUUAUUCUGUUGGAUCUAAAUGUAGAUUCCGUCACACUGAUGGGCGUUGGUACAAUGGUCAAGUAGUGCAGUUAAAUAGUUCUUCAGCAAAGAUUUCAUUCCUUACGCCUACGUCUGAGAAUAUGUGCAGAUGUGCAAGUUUUUUUCUGCAACAACGAUGUCGGUUUGGUACUAAUUGUCGUCUAUCACAUGGUAUUGAUGUUCCACUUUCUUCCCUUAGAAAAUAUGUUCCUACCAUCUGGAAGCAGAACCUGGUUGGUUCAAGUAUAUGGGCAGUCUCAGAUGUCAAUGCUGGCAUUUGGAAGGAAGCUGAGCUUGCAUCCUGGGAUGAAGAACUUGGGGUUGGACAAGUUGUUUUCCGAGAUGAUGGAAGUUCUGUGAACUUAGGAGCUGAAGCUAUAGCAUCAUCUGAAUGUGCAGAAGUGAGUGAUGAAGAGAGUGAUUCCAGCUUGGAACAAUCUGAUUUUAGUGACUAUGAAGAAGAUGACCCACAAGGUUUAGGCUUUCUGGAAAGUACCAACCUGCAGCGGGGUAUUCAGACUGAAACUGCUAUAUUUGCUAAGUGGGAGAAUCACACCAGGGGUGUAGCUUCCAAAAUGAUGGCUAAUAUGGGUUACCGUGAGGGUAUGGGUUUAGGUGUUUCUGGUCAGGGAAUGCUUAAUCCCGUCCCAGUGAAGGUCCUUCCACCAAAGCAAUCCUUAGAUCAUGCUCUUGAAUCUCAUAAAGAUAAAGUAGAAGAGAGCAAAGACAAUCAAGGCAAGAAACGAAGUAGAGGUGGUAAGAGGAAGCGUGACAAGAAAUUUGCAGAAGCAAUUCGUGUAGCAAAAGAAGAGGAGGAAUCGGUGUCAGAUGUCUUUACACUAAUAAAUAAUCAGCUGGCAAAGCAUGGCGAAGCUAUAAAUGGGGGAUCAGUGAAGAAGCAGCAAAGUAAAGGUUCAGGGGAAGGUAAAAAGGUUGAUAGGCGGGCUUUGAUUGCAUAUGAAGACGAGGUGAAGGACUUGAGGAUUCGAGUUGAGAAGCUUGAAGAAAUGGUGAAUAGAAACAGGAAAGAGAAGGUAGUUUAUGAGGCUGCUAUGAGAAAAUUAAUUGAAACCCGUAAAGCCUUAACAGAGGCUGAAGCAGCUCAUGUCUCUGCCUCAAAUGCAGUUGUUAGCAAAGAAAAAGAGAAGAGAUGGCUGAAAUUUUAGGAUGCUGGACGAAAAAAAUUAUUUUUUGGGGGGGGGGUGUUGAGGGAAAAGAAUUUUCUUGGUGGACCAUAACUAUAUAUUUUUAGACUGCUUUGUCAUAAACUAUUUGUAAAUAAAAUGGGAUUCUUUUACUGGAUGUUGUACUUUUUACUGGGUAGCGUAGAUUGUGAUGUUCUUACUGUGUCGUUGAAAUUUAGAUGCUGCAGGGACAUCGAUUAUUUCCCUUUCCCCUUAGUAUGGGGACGGGCUCAACAAACCUGAAAAACGCGCCAAGAUGAAAUGGCCUAUAUGCAACUAAGUUCAUAGACAUGAAUUCCUUGGUCGGGAUGGGUUUAACAAAUAACCGUUGAGAGGGCAUAGUCAUUACAAUGACCCAACAGCGUUGUGAACUUGAAUCAUUGUAAGAGGUUCACCGGCUUUACAAGAGACUACCAGGAAAAACAAGUAAUCAAGGGAGCUAAUUAUUGGAGAUUGACGUUGCAUUGACAGCAACGUUCUUGUCUAUAACCUACAUGAUGCAUGCAACUAUGCUUCAUCAGAAAGGCAAGGAACUCUGUUCCCUAAGCCUAUCACUUUUCAACUCUGUAAUUGGUUCUGCUACUUUAUUAUAAUUGCAAAUAAUUU